CUUUAUGUGGUGGCAUGCGCAAGGAGUCAGUGCAGGACAAGCUGGCGGAGCUGGGGCUCCACCAGGUGGAGGUCCUCUUUGUCCUCUGUGCGCUGUGCGGCGGCAAGAGGAAGGAGUCAGUGCAGGACAAACUGGCGGAGCUGGGGCUCGUGGCGAUUCUAGUGGAGUCGUUCGACCGCCUCAACUGGUCGGCACCGCUGCCGCCCCCUGCUGAGCCGCAUGGGAUCCACGGACCCGGCUGCUCCUGCAACCCCGAGUCGGCCCUCAAGAUCCAGUACCUUCGUCUCAUUCACAACUUUUGUGAUCGAGAUGGGCCCAACCUGCACAACAAGCUGCUGCUCGCCUCGCCGGGUGGCGCACUGCCGUCAACUGCUGGUGGUAUACCACCUGAGACUGCUAGUUCAGGACUCACUGCGAGUACAAGCACGCCGGGGAGCACAUCUGGUGGUGCUGCAGGUGGUAGCAGUGGUUUCAGCAGCGGUGGCAGCAGCAGCGCCAGCAGCAACAGUGGGAGUGUGGAGGGGAGGGGACAGGGAAGCGCACAGGGGCAGGAGCCUGGGCAGAGAGAGGAGCAGGAGCAAGGGCGUGGGCGGGGGUUUGGGGCAAGUUUGGGGCGGGCGCUAGGGCUUUCCCCGGACCAGUGGUUGCCUGCAUUGGGGAUUGGAGGGGCGGCAGGAGACUCUAGUGUUAUGCUACAGGGUUUGGGAGUGGGAGCGGGCAGAGGAGAGGGAAGCAAUGAAGAAGCAGCAGCAGUAGCAGGAGCAGCUGGAGCAGCAGCAGGAGUAGGAGCAGGAGCAGCCGAAGCAGGGGCAGCAGGCGUAGGUGGGAUGGUGGAAGGCGGUGGGGGCGAAAGGGGCGAGGAUGCGAGGGAUGAGGGCCUGAUGCUUAAGAUAAUCCGGGUGCUUAUGAAAGAGUCAGCGGACUCAGUGUACCGCUUCUGGCUUGCAUCUUGUGUCGAGGCGUUUCUUAGAGGGUCGAACCCUAAGGACCAGGAGCAUGUAGCGGCCACGGGGCUUAUGGAGCACUUAGUUGAGGAAAUACUUAGAGGAGCAUCGGGGUUUAAGUGCGCCGCAUCCCUCCAGAUAGACUUCGACCUUCUAGGCGAGAUAGUUAAGUUCAACCCGGCUUUAUUCCGAAGGCUGGCGGGGCUUCUUAAGGGGGAGAGGUUUAAUCGGUUCAUAGAGGUGCUAGUGGCGCACCUAGUAGACUCGAAUGUCUUCAUCCGGUCUGUUAUGCUCUCCCUGCACGCCUUCCGGACUGGCCUCCCCACGCCCCCAUACCUCGGACCCUGCCCCACGCCUCCCCUCCCUCCUGUGCUGUCCCCAGCCCUCCCAUCCUCGUCUGCUGGCCCCUCCUCCGUUCCGUGCUCCUCCCUCCCAUCUUCCUCCCCUCUCUCCUCUUGCAAGCCUUCCUCCUCGUCCAGCCCUUUUCCUGCCCAUCAGUCAUCGUCAGCAGAAGGGGCAGACAGAGCAGGGGGGGCAGAGGCAGCAGAGGGUGCAGACGGGGAGGUAAGGGCAAAAGUGGAAGCAGGGCCUGCUGGGGGGUGCAGCAGUGGUGGCGACACUGCUGCUGGUGGUGAUGCUCCUAGCGAUUCAGUGGGGGAGACUGACAGAAGGGGCACGGAGCAGGAAGAGAAUUCACUUCUCAAGGGCUCUACCCUCUCCGCAUCAGCACCUGGGGUAGCUGAAGGUCCCGCGUGGUCGUUGCCAGUGUCAGCAGCACAAGCAGCAGCACAGGCAGCAGCACAGGCAGCAGCACAGGCAGCAGCAGACAGGAAGGGGAAGAAGAAGAUGGAGGAGGGGGUGCUAGUGACUGCUGAGGGGGGUGGCAGUGCGGACAGGGGGAGUGUGGGGAAGGGCAAGGGGAAGGCGGCAGUGAGUGAGGGGUGUGUGGCGGAUGAGGAGGAGAUUGGGUCGCCGCUGGCUGCCUUUAUGGACUGCAACUCUGUCCUGCUGCUGAGGGACCUCAUGAUGGUGGUGCGCCUGGGAGAUAUCAACCAGGACAACAUCUGUGUGCUCAACACGGCCCUCAUCUUCUUCAUUUUCGCCAAUCGCAACGCCCAGCUCCUCUCCCUCCUCUCCGCCCUCCGAGCCGCCGACAAAGCCCAGCCCGCCUCCCUCGCCGCUUCCACCACCCUCCUCCAGCCCUCCUCCCCUUCCUCCCCCUCCUCCCCAUCUUCCCCCUGCUCGCCCACUUCGCCCUCCUCCCCAUCCUGCUCCCCCUCUUCCUCCUCCCCCCCACUAUCUGUCUCCAAAUCCCCGUCCUAUCCACUCCUCGACCCCUCUCUGCUGCCUGAUCCGGUUUCAUCCAAGGAUGCGGAUUCGACCUCAGGGGUUGGUCCGGGCAGCGUGAUGAAAAACUUUCGGGCGCUUUUGGACUUUUGGCGGGAGUAUUACCUGAGGAAGCGGGGCAGGGACUGCGCGAGUCUGCAGUUUUCUACCAACAUUCCUUUCACCGAGUGGCUCAGAGUGGUCGAAAUGCUUUGUGCGCCCCCCGACUGCCCAACCUCGCUUUUGUUCUGCCCGCCGCUGCCUGCUAGCAGCUCACAGUGCUCUGCUGUUGGGCUCCGGGUAGACCCCCCUCCCCGGCGCUGCUGACGUGAAAGCAACCUUGUGUCCUCGUAUAGAAAUUUCACUAAGCACACACAUUGACACUAUGGAUUGUCAUAUUUUUUCCCGUUAUAAGCUGAACACGUUAUGUAUAAGAGUAUGG
This is a messenger RNA of Closterium sp. NIES-67, 2712 nucleotides long. The record is from the annotation of a GenBank genome assembly. Lineage: Eukaryota; Viridiplantae; Streptophyta; Zygnematophyceae; Desmidiales; Closteriaceae.